Miscanthus lutarioriparius is the source of this 201-nucleotide messenger RNA. The record is from the annotation of a GenBank genome assembly. NCBI's taxonomy places the organism in Eukaryota, Viridiplantae, Streptophyta, Magnoliopsida, Poales, Poaceae.
AUGGCUGCGCGGAGCAGUUCUAUGGCCGCCGAGGAUGACUACGAGACUGAACAAAAGAAGCAAGCUGCUGCAGACGUUCUUUUUCACUAUUCGCAAUUUGUUAUGGUCUGCAUUGGUGAGGAUGUUCGCCCGACUGAUCUCAGGUUGCAUCUUAUGAAGAUACUAGAGAGGUGCCUCUACAUAUUUAGUGAGAAAGGGUAA